Molecule: messenger RNA, 765 nt
Organism: Lachancea thermotolerans CBS 6340
Lineage: Eukaryota; Fungi; Ascomycota; Saccharomycetes; Saccharomycetales; Saccharomycetaceae
Gene: YML6
Product: mitochondrial 54S ribosomal protein uL4m
Exons: 1
Coding region: 1-765 (254 amino acids)
Biological process (GO): translation
Cellular component (GO): ribosome
Molecular function (GO): structural constituent of ribosome
Source: RefSeq, a predicted model, not a curated record
AUGCGGGGCAUCAGAAUGCAAUCGUCGCAGAGCAAGGCCCUAUCGGGUGCAGCCUUGCCACCAGCCUUCACGUUGGCUACCCUUCGGUCAUUUCCGUCGCUUGAACCUCUGACGUUCGUACCGGUCCCUGCAUCAGUGCUGGACGCGCCCUUAAGAAGGGACAUAUUAUGGAAAGCGGUGGUCUACGAAAACGAUAACAAGCGUGUGGGGUCCUCGAAUCCCCCCGGCAGAAGCGAGAAUGGGUACUCGCGGCGCAAACUGCUGCCGCAAAAGGGCUCGGGUAAGGCCAGAGCUGGUGACGCCAACUCGCCUACGAGGCACAACGGCGCUAGAGCGCUAGCCCGGAGCGCGCCCAACGACUACACCACAAAGCUGCCACAGAAGGUAUACUCUCAGGCGUUCAUUAACGCGCUGAGCUACCAGUACAGACGCGGCAAUCUUUUCAUCAUCGGUGGCACGCAUAGCUUGUGCGAGACGCACGAUCUCGACGUUAACGAGCUGGAGGUUCUUCCUACCUCGCUCGAAAACGACGACGGCGAGCUGGUAUUUGAGAAAUUCCUCCAAGAGCACGAACUACAAAAACAAAACCUGCUGUUCGUCAUAAACGCGCCAAGAGGUGGCCUUUUCAGGUACUCCGAGCCUUUCAAGGAGAACGUGAACAUUGUUCAAAAGGAAUUUGUCGACGUCAACGACAUUUUGAAGGCGCGCCGCAUCUUCAUCGAGCUCGAGGCCCUAGAGUACCUUGCUGUCACACAUUCCAUAUAA